Coregonus clupeaformis (lake whitefish) is the source of this 2802-nucleotide messenger RNA. Its product is annotated as heterochromatin protein 1-binding protein 3. The transcript is spliced from 12 exons. Lineage: Eukaryota; Metazoa; Chordata; Actinopteri; Salmoniformes; Salmonidae. Bases 118 to 1953 code for a protein of 611 amino acids. Gene Ontology annotation, cellular component: chromosome; nucleus; nucleosome. Gene Ontology annotation, biological process: nucleosome assembly; heterochromatin organization. Gene Ontology annotation, molecular function: DNA binding; structural constituent of chromatin; nucleosome binding. The record is from RefSeq and is a predicted model, not a curated record.
CGAGGUUGCUACGUGUACGUUCAAGGGGGAGGGGCAAGUAAGCAAGAAAAAAAAAGGAAAGGAGAGCGAAACGAUUUUUAUUUCAACAUCUUCAUAGAAAGUCAAAAGUUUGGAGUCAUGCCUAUACGUCGUGCAGCUGGGACUCCACCCCAGGAGACACCCCCCUCGGCUGCACCAGAUGGAGAGCCUGAUGCCAGCUCUGAGGAAUCUGCCUCUGUUGAGGAGGAGCAGGAGGUAGCACCCGCAGCCCCAGUAGCCAAGAAGGGGGAGGGUCAAGGAGAUGGUGAGGGCACAGGUGAAGGAGACCCAAAAGAGAAUGGUGAGAAACCUGAGGGAGAGAAACCUGAUGAAUCGACUGGAAAUAAGACUGAGGAGAAGAAGGCUGAGGGGGAAGAUGCUGAGAAGGAAGAGAAAGAUGGAGUGAAAGAGAAAGUCAAGAAGCCGGUUAAAAGGACCAUUCCCGCCUGGGCCACCAUGUCUGCAAGCAAACGUGCAACGCUCACUAAUAAGAACACCUCCACCAUGCAGCCGCCUAGGAUGGACGACAUCCUCAUCGAGGCUAUUGAGUCCUGCAAGGAGAAGACUGGGGCCUCAGCUCAUUCUGUCAUGAAGUACAUUGUGAAUAAAUACCCUAACCUGGAGCUGGACAAGAGGAAAUUCCUCCUCAAGAAGGCUCUCAAGAGGCAGCUGGAGAAGGGCACCAUCAAACAGCUGAAGGGUAAAGGCCUUUCUGGAAGCUUUACCAUUGGGAAGCAGCCCCCUAAUAAACCCACUGCUAAAGGGAAGCCGAUGGCAGUAGCACCUGGGUUGAAGGCCGAGACCCUUGGGGAUGCUCUGCCCCUGAUCAUCACACGGCUAUGUGAGCCCAAAGAGGCGUCUUACAUCCUGAUCAAGAAAUAUGUGGAGCAGCACUUUCCUCAACUCAACGUGGAGCAUCGGCCGGAUAUCCUAAAGAGUGGCCUGGUGAGAGCUGUGGACAAGGGUCAACUGGAGCAGAUCACUGGAAAAGGUGCCUCUGGAACAUUUCAGCUGAAGCGGGAAGGGGGCAAGUUCCUGCUUAAAGGUGGGCCCCUGGAGGACGCUAUCAUGACAGCCAUCGUGGCCAUGAACGAACCCAAGACUUGCAGCACUACCACACUCCGCAAAUUCCUGUUAGAGACAAACAAGGACAGCAUGGAGUACCGUGUGGUGAACAGCCUGAAGAGGACCCUGCAGAAGUGCAAAAUGAUGGGCUGGAUGGAGCAGAUCACUGGGAAUGGGCUAAACGGGACCUACCAGCUCUGCUACCCUUACCACCCCAGCCCAGCCAUUCUGUUCCCAGAAAAACAGAAAGCGAAAGAGCAGAAAAUGGCAGAGAAGGCCAAAUGCAGAAAGAUGGUUGACUCGUCUGAUGAGGAGGACUCUGAUGAGGAGGAAGAGGAGUCGUCUGAGGAGGAUGAGGAGUCAGAUGAUGAACCCCCUCCUAAGAGGAAAGCUGUGAAGCGGCCACCACCUAAAGCACGUCGCCCUCCACCCAGCAAGAAGUCACAGCCAGCAAGUCAGUCAAGGGCUAAGGGCAAGAAAAGGGCUGCCCCUGCGAAGAGAUCUGCACCCCCAGUCAAGAAACCAGCACCCCCAGCUAAGAAAGCAGCACCGCCAGCCAAGAAGUCUGCUCCCCCAGCGAGGAAACCCGUGCCACCAGCAAACAAACCAGUGCCCCCAGUUAAGAAACCUGCAGCCACCAGUAAAGCUGCAGCCUCAAAGAAGGCAUCCCCUCCAGCUAAGGCGGCACCCACACCAGUGAAGAAAGCUGCUCCGGCGAGCAAGCCCAAAACGCCCAUCGUCAAAAAGCUUACGAGCAGGGCAUCAAAGCGGCCAGCGCCCAAAAAGUCACCACCUGCAAAGAAGGAAGCAGCCAAAUCUGCAGUGAAGGCCAAGCCAGCAGCCCGCAAGUCUCUGAGGGAGAGGAAGUGAGCUCACUAUUGCCCAGCAGUGGAAGUUUAACUGUAGCUCUGAAGACCACAGUGCUCUGCCUCUAUUCUUGCUCUCUUUCGCAUCAUUGUUUUCCCCCUGUUUGGGGCUCUAGAAUUCUUCUCUGUAUGAUAGGGAUGUGACAGUUAUCACUUCAUGUCAAUUUACUGUACUUUGUGAACUGUUACAUUUCUGUGAAUCCAAUUUUUAAACGCCAUUGUGUAGAAAGUCCUCAUCAAAAACUGUAAAACUGCCUAGGUAUUCAAUUGUGUAAUUUCACAAUUUCCCUCACACACUUGUGUAUAUGCAGAGAUCUAACAUAAAAUCAGUGACUUGUCUUUUCAUUUUUAACAUUUCAUCCCAAUCCACUUUCCCAUAUUUUAGCUUGACACAUUCCUUGUAUAAAAAUAUAGAUUUCUCUACAUUUAAUCUGGAUAAACUCAAAUCUUAAAGGAUAUUGGGAUAUAUGUUAUUAAGUGAAUUUGAGAGCAUGAGAGACAACUUUCCUUUUAGUGAGUUAUGUUAUUUUAAUUAACAUUCCUUGAUCAGUUGCUGGGCCCUUGGUUGAAAUACUUAAUUUGAUUGGAGACUGACAUCAGGAAGCACAGUUUGUCAUUGUUAUGUUCAGUACUACUGCAUAGUAUUAGGGGAAUAUUUUUUUAAAGUGUGAAAACAAACUAAUCAGUUCAUUGUACCAUAUAAAGCUAAAAAAAAAAAAAAAAACUGUGUAAUAGUGCAGGAUUGAAUAAACUUCAUUUUGAAGGUGUGUAGCUCAUGUAUACCCUGCAUGCGUGUACUCUUUAUGUUAUGCUUUUUUCCAAGUCGUUAUUAAAAUGGCUUAUUUGUACUAAA